CUGCCAGAGUUAUCCAAAGAGAGAGAGCGAGGAAGGAAGACUUGGUGCAAGUGAGAGCUUGAAGAGGGCUCGAGGUUUUUGCGUGUCUGCAAAUCAUGGUGGCGAUGGCGCUUUCCAUCAGCUCGGCGCUCGCGGGUUCUAUGUCCUUGUUGUCUGUUUCUUCUGCAACUACCCCUUGCGCUUCUGCGUCGACGCAGUGGAAGCCUGCAGCUGCUCAUUUAUCUGGUCAUGCGAUUGGUUUGAGCUCGGGAUUUUCAAAUGUGCGUGUUAGCGCUGCCGAAGUUGCGCCAAGGUCCGUAGUCAAGGCCACUGGAGACGUGAUUGAGGCGUCUACUAGUGAAGCCAGCGAGGAGUCGGCGCCCGCCAUUACGACCAUGCUCUCUGAAGCCGAGCUGCUGAAGAGAAAGGCCAAGAAAGAGGAGCUUCGAAGGAAAAGAUUGGCUAGGAAGAGGAAGCUGAGGAAGAAAGGCAAAUGGCCUCCAUCCAAGAUGGCGAAGCUAAAGAACGUCUAGGUUAUUCCAGUUCCACUCCUGCCCUUUUGCAGCAUUCAUCAAAUUGUGCGUCUGUUUAGUUGGAUGUAGUAGUAAUACGAUUAUUACAUUCCGCUUCGCUCAUUCUUCUCUAUCUCAUCUCCUUUGAAGUGUUCAAUUGAGUGUCCUGUUUGAGUGCUCUCGUGUUCUAACUCUGUUUCGUCAGACCUUACUAUCCUACUGAAUUGUAGCAAGCAUUCCUGCUUACUUUCAUGAAAUUGAUACUCCCACCAUUCUCACAACUGAA
This is a messenger RNA of Physcomitrium patens, 777 nucleotides long. RefSeq lists its product as uncharacterized. Lineage: Eukaryota; Viridiplantae; Streptophyta; Bryopsida; Funariales; Funariaceae. The record is from RefSeq and is a predicted model, not a curated record.